CUGAUUAAUAAUCGGUCCAGUUCGCUUUCCUGAAACGAAAAAUUUCUAUCGGGAUAAGCAUGGCUGUCACUUUUCCGUACCAAAAUCUAGGAUUUCGCGGCUUUUCUUUCUGAUUUGUUGCUUCAUAUGUGCCGACAAGAUGGGCAACACUGCGUUAUGUACAAUUUUUCAAAAUGGAUAUAUGGAAGAUUCAAUGACUGAUGAAUUUGUCGUCAUGCAUUCCAAUUUUAUACGUUAUUAAAACAAAAUUCGUUUAAUAAUGAGAGUGUUCACCGUUUCCGUAAGGAAUGAAUAAGUGAGGGUGAUCAGGCGUUGACAUGGAAUGUGUGAAUUAUACCGACUACUGAAGAAGGAUUAAUUGUAAUGUUUGUAGUGUCGGAUCAUGCGAUAAACCAUGACGGAGUUAUUAUCAUGAGAAGUCUGAAUCUACAGACAUUUGGUGUCACCAUGUGAUUGAUAAAUAAAAAUUGGCGAAGACACUCCGUAUGAAGAUGACUAUUCCAGAAUAUAUCUUGUGUGAAUUUGGUAGCAGCGAUGAAAAUGAAAUACUAAAUUCCACGGAUACUGACAACAACUCGGCCGAAAAAUCAGACGGAAGAAAAAAAUUCUUUUUCAACUCUCAACUCUAUUGUAAUAAUCCAACCACUUUCGACCUAAUAUUUCUAGUUGUACAUCAGUGAUUUAUUGGAGGCAAACGUAAACGAAUACAUCGGUAUCAAUUACUUCAACGUGAUAUUUCGACAUGUAUAUCGUCGCAAAAAUUUUCUUCUUGCUGACCAUUACUCAUAUCCAUGCUCUUCCUGAUAUAAUCAGGAUAGGGGGCCUGUUUCAUCCACUGGAUGAUAAACAGGCGGUCGCUUUCCGUUACGCCGUAGAGAAGAUCAAUGCAAUUAGGGAUAUUCUACCUCGAUCGAGACUCAGUGCUCAGAUUGAGCAAAUUUUACCUCAAGAUAGUUUCCAUGCAUCGAAAAGAGUAUGUUACCUGUUGAACACUGGUGUCGCGGCGAUUUUUGGCCCACAAAGUGCUCAUACAGCGUCCCAUGUGCAAAGCAUCUGUGAUACCAUGGAGAUACCGCACUUGGAAACGCGCUGGGACUAUAGGUUUAGGAGGGAGAGCUGCCUUGUGAACCUGUACCCACAUCCCACAACAUUGUCUAAAGCGUAUGUUGAUCUUGUAAAGGCCUGGGGAUGGAAAAGCUUUACCAUAAUUUACGAAAACAACGAGGGAUUGGUGAGAUUGCAAGAACUUCUGAAGGCGCAUGGACCUAGCGACUUUCCGAUUGCUGUUCGGCAGCUCAGCGAGGGUGACGAUUAUCGGCCAUUACUGAAACAAAUAAAGAAUUCAGCAGAAUCACAUAUCGUACUCGAUUGUUCAACAGAAAGAAUUCAUGAAGUUCUUAAGCAAGCGCAACAAAUCGGCAUGAUGAGUGACUAUCACAGCUAUCUUAUCACCUCAUUGGACCUCCACAGUGUCGAUCUCGAAGAAUUUAAAUACGGAGGAACAAAUAUCACUGCCUUCCGAUUACUAGAUCCCGAAAAACCGGAAAUACAGAACACUGUCCAAGAAUGGAUCUAUGGUGAACAGAGAUACGGCCGGCAAUUGCAGUUGGGCCAAGGAAUUAAUAAGAACAAUAUCACUACUCUCAAGACUGAAGUAGCUUUGAUGUACGACGCUGUGCACCUGUUUGCCGAGGCCCUUCACGUAUUGGAUACAUCACAGCAAAUAGAUAUUAAACAACUGUCCUGUGAAUCUGCCGAUACAUGGUCACACGGUUAUUCACUCAUCAAUUACAUGAAAAUCGUGGAAAUGACGGGGUUAACAGGCCUGAUAAAAUUCGAUCAUCAGGGAUUUCGAUCGGAUUUCAUGCUCGAUAUAAUUGAAUUGAAUAGCAAAGAGGGAUUGAAGAAAAUUGGCACAUGGAAUAGCACGGAAGGAGUGAAUUUCACUCGUACUUUUGGCGACGUUUAUACCCAAAUUGUUGAAAGCCUGCAAAAUAAAACUUUCAUUGUCACGACGAUCCUGAGUGCACCGUACUGUAUGCUAAAAGAUUCAAGCGAAAAACUACAAGGGAACGCACAGUAUGAGGGAUACAGCAUCGAUCUCAUUCACGAAGUCUCGAAAAUAUUGGGGUUUAACUAUACUUUUCGCCUUGUGCCAGAUAAAAAAUAUGGCUCUUAUAACAAGGAAACUAAGGAAUGGGACGGCAUGAUAAAGGAACUAUUGGACCAAAAAGCCGAUCUUGCUAUUGCCGAUCUCACUAUCACAUACGAUCGUGAACAAGCCGUCGAUUUUACGAUGCCGUUCAUGAACCUCGGAAUAAGUAUACUAUACCGAAAACCCAUCAAGAAGCCCCCAAAUCUUUUUUCAUUUCUGAGCCCACUGAGUCUCGAUGUGUGGAUUUACAUGGUGACUGCUUAUCUUGGCGUCUCCAUUCUCCUUUUCAUCCUAGCUAGAUUCACACCUUACGAGUGGUAUAAGCCCCGACGGUGCGGCAGAAAUUGCACACAUAUAGAAAAUCGUUUCAAGUUAAUCAACUGUCUGUGGUUCACCAUUGGCUCUUUAAUGCGCCAGGGUAGCGACAUUUUACCCAAGUUCAGUCCAUAUGAGUGGGAGAAUUCCCACACUUGCAGCGCACAAUAUGAAGCCUGCGAGAACGAGUUCACUCUUCUCAAUUCGCUCUGGUUCACCAUAGGCUCACUCAUGCAGCAAGGCUCUGAUAUAGCACCGAAAGCAGUGUCAACACGGAUGGUUGCCGGUAUGUGGUGGUUCUUCACGCUUAUCAUGAUUUCAUCAUACACAGCCAAUCUAGCUGCAUUUCUCACUGUUGAAAGAAUGGAAUCACCGAUUGAAAGUGCUGAGGAUCUUGCCAAACAGACCAAAAUAAAGUAUGGGGCAUUGGCUGGGGGUAGCACCGCCGCAUUUUUUCGGGAUUCUAAUUUCUCGACCUAUCAGCGCAUGUGGUCCUUCAUGAAAUCGGCCAAACCAAGUGUAUUCACAAAGAGCAACGUGGAAGGUGUAGAGUGGGUUACAAAAGGCAGGGGUACUUAUGCCUUCUUGAUGGAAUCCACAUCGAUAGAGUACGUAAUUGAGAGAAACUGCGAAUUGACCCGCGUUGGAACGGAACUUGAUUCCAAAGGAUAUGGAAUUGCAAUGCCCCCAAAUUCUCCGUACAGAACUGCCAUCAGCAGCGCCAUUUUAAAACUUCAAGAAGAAGGAAAAUUGCACAUAUUGAAGACGCGGUGGUGGAAGGAGAAACGGGGCGGCGGGAAAUGCCGGGAAGAUAACCAGAAAGCGGGUUCUACCGCUAAUGAACUGGGCCUGGCAAAUGUCGGUGGCGUUUUCGUAGUACUGAUGGGUGGUAUGGGAAUAGCCUGCGUUAUAGCCGUAUGUGAAUUCGUAUGGAAAAGCCGAAAAGUAGCUGUUGAAGAGAGAAAACAGAAAUCUUCAGGUAAACCAAUCUGCGAGGGUUUCACCGAUCUUCACUAAUUCCCCUGAAGCAGCAUGUGCUAGCGGUAGUAUCACCAAUAUUGCCAUAAAUUUAUAUGGAAAUUCUACGGGCUGAAGGAGAAAAAAAAGACAUUAUAACUUGUAUCCUACAAGAUUUUUCCCCUCAUCUUUCCAAUAAAAUCAAUGUGGUUUCAAAUUUAUUAUGAACAGGGUAGAAUAUGCGUUACCAGUAAAAUCCAGUCAUUGUCAUGCUGAUAGUCAAAUACCAAUACAUGUUUUAUCUGGUUAAUUUUACAUGUAAUCAUUUUUAUGAUUAUUAGAACAAUUUAUGAGGCCAACGUCAACGCAUUCAUGGACUACUCAUAUCAAGUUUCAACAUUUGUAAGCUAAUUAUGGAGCCAUCAAUACACUUGUAUA
This is a messenger RNA of Diachasma alloeum, 3865 nucleotides long. It is a transcript of the gene KaiR1D, whose product is annotated as glutamate receptor ionotropic, kainate 2. The transcript has 18 exons. Gene Ontology annotation, cellular component: plasma membrane; postsynaptic membrane. The record is from RefSeq and is a predicted model, not a curated record. Gene Ontology annotation, biological process: monoatomic ion transport; modulation of chemical synaptic transmission; synaptic transmission, glutamatergic. The coding region runs from base 743 to 3487 and encodes 914 amino acids. Lineage: Eukaryota; Metazoa; Arthropoda; Insecta; Hymenoptera; Braconidae. Gene Ontology annotation, molecular function: transmitter-gated monoatomic ion channel activity involved in regulation of postsynaptic membrane potential; glutamate-gated receptor activity.